Molecule: messenger RNA, 1562 nt
Organism: Aspergillus vadensis CBS 113365
Lineage: Eukaryota; Fungi; Ascomycota; Eurotiomycetes; Eurotiales; Aspergillaceae
Product: lactonase family protein
Exons: 2
Coding region: 357-1562 (401 amino acids)
Molecular function (GO): protein binding; 6-phosphogluconolactonase activity
Source: RefSeq, a predicted model, not a curated record
GGUCAUGGUAUGCUAACUUUGUAUGGGAAGACUUGCUUCAUAUAUUACAAGCACAGUUAUGCGCAGGUGGUCUCAAACCCAAGCAAGGGAUUCCAUCAGUUUGUCCACAAUGAUUGGUGAACUAAACAGAAUGGCUGGCUAGACUGAGACAGUGAGGAGAUGCUGUACUUCAGCUACAGGCUUCUACCCUCGGCUACAGAGUUUCUGUACAUUACUGACAGUAGACAUGCAGCUGCAGCGCUCCUACCGUCCCUGGAUUAAUUCUCCCGCAGAAUGCAGAUCCAUUCCUGGCCCCGUGCGGUGGCUAUUUAUUGACCUCAUCAUCCCUCGAUGCAACAGCAUCACCUAAAAUCAACAUGGGUCGACAAUUAGCUCUCAGUUGGCUGGCAACAUGUCUGUCUUUGGCGACAGCAACCAAUCUCUACGCUACCCACUAUGACGGUUCCGUCUACAGCCUCUCCCUUCAGGACAGCGACGGCACCUACUCCCUGUCCAUCGCCUCCUCGCUCAAGACUUGUGGCUCGAUGCCCAGCUGGCUUACCUUCGACUCGGCCUCGCGCAUUCUUUACUGCUCCGAUGAGUCUGGUGAUGCGUCCACCAAUGGAUCUCUGACCACUCUGGCGGCCGACCAGGACGGCACCCUUACGGAGAUAGCCACUGCUGCGGCACCGGGGGGCGGGGUGAACAGUAUCUUCUAUAACGGUGAUGACGGUGCUCAAUAUCUAGCCAUCGCUCACUAUGGUGGCUCCGCGAUGUCCACAUUCCGUCUCCCUUUGAAUGAUGGGGAUGAGAACCUCCAGGUUUUCCGCUACACCCUCUCAGAAACCAAACAGAACCCGCAGCAGAAUGCGCCUCAUCCUCAUCAAGUCCUCCUAGACCCGACUGGAUCAUUCAUACUCGUGCCGGACUUGGGAGCGGAUCUCGUCCGCGUCUAUGCCAUCGACAAGUCUACUGGUGAGUUGGACGGGGCCUGCCCUGAUCUGACUUAUCCAGAGGGCAGUGGACCUCGACAUGGCCUGUUCUGGCAGACGGAGCACUCUACACUCACCAGACAACUAAAGACUCGGCAGCAAGACAGUCAGAUCUUGUAUAUUGUCGACGAGCUGGACGGACACUUCAAAGGGUUCACGGUCUCCUACACGUCCGAUGGCUGUCUCGGCUUUGACGAGUUUCAGUCGUUCGAGCCAUAUACCGACGGCCAGCUACCGGACGGGGCUACGCCAUCGGAAAUUCGUCAAGCGGGCAACUCGUUGUAUGUGUCGAUCCGGAGCGAUCAAGGCUUCGCCCCCAACGACUCAAUGGCGAAUCUAGACCACACUUCGAAUAACACCGUCACCUUGAACGAGCUCACCUCAUCGUACGGAAAGGUGCCCCGGACGUUUGUGAUCAACAAGGCGGGCGAUUUGGUUGCGAUUGGCGAUCAAUCGUCGUCGAAUGUUGCGAUUGUAACGCGGGACCCGCAGACUAGAAAGCUGGGGGAUGAGGUGGCGAAUGUGCAGAUCGGCGAACCGGGGGUGGUUGGUACGUCGACGGGAUUGAGCAGUGUGGUAUGGGAUGAGUAG